Molecule: messenger RNA, 1893 nt
Organism: Glycine soja
Lineage: Eukaryota; Viridiplantae; Streptophyta; Magnoliopsida; Fabales; Fabaceae
Product: aspartic proteinase nepenthesin-1-like
Exons: 1
Coding region: 343-1704 (453 amino acids)
Biological process (GO): proteolysis
Cellular component (GO): extracellular region
Molecular function (GO): aspartic-type endopeptidase activity
Source: RefSeq, a predicted model, not a curated record
UACGCUGAUACCUUAACCUCCAUUCAUCAUCAAACACACGACGUUUCUCUGUUCACACCAAAACAAAACUUCUCUCUCUCUGUCUCCCCUUUUGUUUUUUUCCUUCAAAGAAAAAUUUGACAAGCCAAAACUCCCCUUCUUGCUUCUUCCCUUAAUCCUCUCCACCACAUUCGAAGGGAACGUUACAAAAAAAUCUCCAUUUUUUCUCAAGUUAAUCAAGUAAGAUAAGAUCAUUCCCCUCUAUCAACAAACCUUUAUUCUUAUAUAUACAUUCCCACAAUUCCCAUCACUCAUUCAUUCCACUUUAUAUAAUUUCCCUCCACUCCACAUUGUGCACCCUUCAUGGUCAUGGCAAAACUAAAACACCCUUCAUCUUUUGUCACAUUGGUGGCACUUCUUCUAGCAGUGUCUCUUUUCGUUGCUCCAACAUCCUCAACAUCCAGAAAAACUAUUCUCAAGCACCACCCUUACCCAACAAAAGGGUUCCGAGUCAUGCUUCGCCACGUUGAUUCAGGUAAAAAUUUAACCAAACUAGAGCGUGUCCAACACGGGAUCAAGCGUGGGAAGAGUAGGCUUCAGAGGCUUAAUGCAAUGGUGUUGGCAGCAUCAACACUAGAUUCUGAAGAUCAAUUAGAAGCCCCUAUUCAUGCAGGGAAUGGAGAAUAUUUAAUGGAGUUAGCCAUUGGAACCCCACCAGUGUCUUACCCUGCGGUUUUGGACACUGGCAGUGACCUUAUUUGGACACAGUGCAAGCCUUGCACGCAGUGUUAUAAACAACCAACACCCAUUUUUGAUCCCAAGAAGUCCUCUUCUUUUUCCAAGGUUUCAUGUGGUAGCAGCUUGUGCAGUGCUGUGCCUUCUUCAACAUGCAGUGAUGGGUGUGAGUAUGUUUAUUCAUACGGUGACUAUUCAAUGACACAAGGCGUUUUGGCCACUGAGACUUUCACUUUUGGGAAGUCUAAGAACAAAGUUUCGGUUCACAACAUUGGUUUUGGUUGUGGGGAGGACAAUGAAGGUGAUGGAUUUGAACAAGCUUCAGGGUUGGUUGGUCUUGGACGUGGUCCUUUGUCCUUGGUUUCUCAACUCAAGGAACCGAGAUUUUCUUAUUGUUUGACCCCAAUGGAUGACACAAAAGAAAGUAUUUUGUUGUUGGGGUCUUUGGGUAAAGUGAAAGAUGCAAAAGAAGUGGUGACAACACCUCUUCUCAAAAACCCUUUGCAACCUUCUUUUUACUAUCUUUCUCUUGAAGGCAUCUCUGUUGGGGACACUCGAUUGUCCAUUGAGAAGUCCACUUUUGAAGUGGGGGAUGAUGGGAAUGGUGGUGUGAUCAUAGACUCUGGCACCACAAUCACCUACAUUGAACAAAAGGCCUUUGAGGCACUCAAAAAAGAGUUCAUUUCUCAAACCAAACUUCCUUUGGACAAAACUAGCUCAACAGGGUUGGAUCUUUGCUUCUCUCUGCCAUCAGGGUCAACACAAGUGGAGAUUCCAAAGAUUGUUUUCCAUUUCAAGGGUGGGGAUUUGGAGCUUCCUGCUGAGAACUACAUGAUUGGUGACUCCAAUUUGGGUGUGGCUUGUUUAGCCAUGGGUGCUUCUAGUGGAAUGUCUAUAUUCGGAAAUGUUCAACAGCAGAACAUUUUGGUGAAUCAUGAUCUUGAAAAGGAGACCAUUUCUUUUGUUCCUACGUCGUGUGAUCAGCUGUGAGUGUGUGAUAUUCACUAUAUGUUUUUAUUGCUUUGUUUGUUUGAUGAUGUUCUGUUGCCGAACUCGUAUUGCUAUGAUUGAAUCUCUUAGUUGUUGCAAUAAUAUGAACAUUUUAUUCUCUGUCCAAUUCAAAUGGAUCAGCACAUUAAUAGAACAUUAGAAAUGUUAAAUAGUUUUGCACUGUAUAGA